CAGAACCCAGAAAAAGCAUCUGUUUUCUAGAGAGUUCCACUGACAGACCAUAAAGGGCAGAGGAAGAGGGCUGUGGCCGGCAAGUCUCCUGAGCAGCUGAUACCAACUGUCCUAUAAAUAGCAUACAGGCCCUGUGCACUCCAUUAGAGCACACAGCCCGUACGUCCGUGCCACAUGCUUUUUACUUUCUUUCUGUUAAAGGAAUAAAACUCAGUAGUUUCUGUUCUAGUUUUGCCCAAGAAUCAGAAUGAACAAACCCAAAAUUGUUCGACCAGAGGAAUGCCAGCCAGCACCUGCACGGUGGUUUGACAGAAAAAAAUAUGUCACCAUGAACUUCAUGGUUCAAAAACCUAAAGAUGUCCAGGUUGAUAUCCAGCCAAACAAAUUGAUUUUAUGCUGCAAAAACGACACAGAUGAUGUGUUCUAUAAUGAGCUGUACUUCUACGACGAAGUCCAAAUCUAUGACUCCAGAGAAAGAGUCUAUGACCGCACCAUCAAUGUCUUGCUAAGGAAGACGAAGCCCGAUUAUGCAUGGCCUCGUCUCCAGAAGGAUCCUGCUAAGCCCAGUUGGAUUAAUGUGGACUUUGAUAACUGGAGAGACUGGGAGCAUGAAGAAGAUGAGGGAAAGGAAGAGUACGAUAGAUACGUAGAUAUGAUCCAAGAUAUGGCUGCUUCUAAUAAAGGAGCAGCACCAGAUAUGGGUGAUCUUAGUGAUUUUGUUACCUCUGUAGUUUCCUGCUGCCCAGCUGAGCUCAAACAUGAAAUCAAUGGAAAGAAAGAAAAACUCAAAGGCUUCAAUGUGAAGCUCCAAGACACCAUCUUGUUUCCUGAGGGAGGUGGCCAACCAGAUGACCAUGGCCUGAUCGGAGAUGUCCAAGUUUUGAGGGUGACAAGGCAGGGGCCAGACGCCAUACACUUUGUGUGCUCAUCGUUGGAGGUGGGUCAGGAAGUGCUAUUGAAGGUGGACUGGGAGAGGAGAUUUGACCAUAUGCAGCAACACUCAGGUCAACAUUUGAUCACAGCUUUGGCAGAUACGAUGUUUGGAUUCAAGACCACAUCCUGGGAACUAGGGCGUCAGAGAAGCACCAUUGAACUGGACACUCCCUGUGUAAAACCCGCACAGCUCUCAGCCCUGGAACAAGCCAUAAAUGAGAAGAUCAGAGCCCAUGUCCCCGUCACUGUUCAGCUCCUCUCUAUUGAUGAUCCUGCUGUGGAAAAGGUGAGGAGUCGAGGGCUGCCAGAGGACCAUGCAGGGCCCAUUCGGAUCAUUGAUAUCGAGGGUAUCGAUGCCAACAUGUGUUGUGGAACCCAUGUGUCAAACCUCAGUCAUUUACAGGUGAUAAAGCUUCUGGGCACUGAGAAAGGAAAGAAAAACAAAACCAAUCUGAUCUUCCUGGCAGGAAACAGGAUCUUGAAGUAUGCUGAGAAAAGUUUCAGCACGGAACGGUCUUUGGUUUCUCUUUUGAAAACUGGACCAGAUGAGCAUGUUGAGGCAGUCGACAAGUUGCAGAAAUCUGUUAAGCUACUACAGAAAACUAACUUGAGCCUUCUACGAGACAUGGCCGUCCUUAUCGCUCAGAGCUUUAAGAAUGACCCCCAUAGGGGCAACUUCUUCAGUUUACACAAAAAAGAGGGUGACAAUGAAUUCAUGAAUAUCAUCGCCAAUGAAAUAAACACUGAGGAAACUUUGGUUUUCCUGACUGUUGGGGAGGAGAAGGGACCUGGUUUGUUUCUGCUGGCUGGACCAAGCGGACCAGUGACAGAGAUGGGGCCACGGGUGUUAGAGCUGCUCCAAGGGAAGGGGGCAGGAAAAAAUGGACGUUUCCAAGGCAAAGCCAACAAUAUGGCACGAAGAGGGGAGGUGGAGGCUUUACUGCAGCAGCACUGCAAACAUCACACCUCAGAAGAAGAAUAAACCCAGCAAUACUUCAGUACAAGUAAA
This is a messenger RNA of Thunnus maccoyii (southern bluefin tuna), 1942 nucleotides long. RefSeq names its product alanyl-tRNA editing protein Aarsd1-like. Gene Ontology annotation, cellular component: nucleus; cytosol. Gene Ontology annotation, molecular function: Hsp90 protein binding; ATP binding; Ser-tRNA(Ala) deacylase activity. NCBI's taxonomy places the organism in Eukaryota, Metazoa, Chordata, Actinopteri, Scombriformes, Scombridae. The transcript is spliced from 17 exons. The coding region runs from base 248 to 1915 and encodes 555 amino acids. Gene Ontology annotation, biological process: tRNA aminoacylation; chaperone-mediated protein complex assembly; regulation of translational fidelity. The record is from RefSeq and is a predicted model, not a curated record.